Molecule: messenger RNA, 2473 nt
Organism: Cercocebus atys (sooty mangabey)
Lineage: Eukaryota; Metazoa; Chordata; Mammalia; Primates; Cercopithecidae
Exons: 2
Coding region: 590-1123 (177 amino acids)
Source: RefSeq, a predicted model, not a curated record
UCUUAAAAAAAAAAAUCAAGUACGAUCAGUGGUGUUUUAUUAAACAAAAUGUUUAAAUUGUGCUUACAGACAUGAAAUUGUGGAAGACAGAUCAUCAAAUUCUCUGCAGGAAAGCAUCUUAGUGGAAGUUGGAGGGUUGGAGAGAGUGGCUUUGGUUGUGUGCCUAUGUGUGAGUGAGUUGGGGAGAAUGAAUUUGGUGUGCGGACCUAUGCGUGAGUGAGUCACGGAGAGUCGCUUUGGUGUGUGGGCCUGUGUGUGACUGAGUUGGGAAGAAUUGCUUUGAUUGUGUGUCUGUGUGUGAGUGUGUCUGUGUGUGUGUGUCUGUGUGUGUGUUGUGUUGCUUUUCAGUGUUAUUCAACUCUUAUAAAAAUGUCUGUAUUUAUUUUCUAAGAAAGAAAUAGUUGUUAUCACUUUGAAAAUAUGAUCCAUGAUUCUGUUUUAAAACUAUAUAUAUGUCCAUGUUGUAACAUUUUUUAAAAAGACCGUCUGCAGAGCAGGAUGCUAUAGUAAUUAUCCUAGAACGAAGAAGUCAAUUCUUUUUUGUGUGUGCUUAACUGUAUAUUGUCAGUUUUUGCAAUGGAAAUGCAUUAUGUUUGUAAUCAUAAAAGAACACACUUACUGGAUGAAGAGGGAGGACCCUGAUACGUGUACUGAGAAGACAGCAUGGGCCCGUGCAUCCGACCACGCGAUUGGUGUCACGUGCCUGACCAGCUGUUUAUCAGCUUUGCCCCUCCACUUGCAGGGGUGGCUGAGCGCAGAUGCUCCAGAUGGUGGCCAGUCAGAGGACAGCAGGACGUGGUGGUCGUCUACCUGCUGCCACAGAGGACACAGUGGGCCCAGCACCCCAGCCACAUGUGAUGGAGCCUCCAGGCCUGCCCAGCACCUACUGCCCUGGGACAGGCUCUCUUUCAAGUCAGCUCCUCUGUCCAGGAAGCAUCCGAGAGGCCCUGUGGUCCUGGCCGAGGAGGCAGGCCGUAAGGAGGGCAGGCCCGAGGACCCAGGUGUGGGCACACUCCGUGUGGAGUGGUCUCUGAGUCCAGACCUGCAGUGCCUGUUUCCUGUGCCCUGGGGACCUGGAGAACAGAGGACCGAUGGGCACUGCAGCAGGGCGGAGCAGGCCUGAGCCCAGCUCGAGGAAAGCUUGCCUUCUCGUCUGGUGUCCCCGUGUUUUACAUAAUUAGGUAAGUCACUUAAUGUCGCUGUGUCUUGUUAGAGAAGCUACUAAUCCUUAGAGCUAACAGAACUAACUAAUUAGUGUAGAACACUUGGAAAAUACAAGAAAUUCAGAUGUGGAGUGUAAUUUCCCAGUCCUCCCGGCACUGACGCUCGCACAGUGUCGCAGUGUCCCUGGUAGAGCUGCGGACCUGGCUGCAUUGAGGAGGGAUGGGUCUUGGAGGCGGUGGCAUAAGUGAGACACCGUACUGAAGCCUCAGGGCUGCCGGCCACACACCCUGCCCUGCUUUGCCGGCUGAAGGCCACAGGGGGACAACAAGAAGGGAACUAGCCAGGGGCCACCUGCCUUGCUACCCCGGGACCUCGAGGCAGGGGCAGCCGGGUCCCAGGGCAGGGGACCGUGGGCUCAGAGCCUGUCGGAGCCACAGGGAGGUGCUGAGAUGGCCUGAGGGCUGGAGCUUCCCCCUGGGAGGGGCUGGGCUUCCACGAACUGGUGGUGGCCGAGGUCAGGAGAGCCGGAUGUGGCCAGCCCCGGGUUUGGCUCUGGGCACUGCCCGUGACUGGCCGUGCCUCAGCAAACCUGCUUUGCCCUCCACCUUCUCUCCCCUGAAAUGGAGCUAAUGACGCCGCCUCGCAGCUCCUCCAGAAGGUAAAGAAGGGAUUGUGGGACACCUGGCACACAGCCUGGUGGAUGGCACUCACUGCUGUUUUCCUCUGUGACAGAGAACCACAGAGGUUCCUUCACAGUUGGCGAGCUGCUCAGAAAUGAUAUCCGAGUCCGAGGCUCGGCCUUCACUCACUCCGAGCUCCAGCGGUGCCUGCAGCCACCUGUAGGGUGUGCCUUUUCCUCUAGUAUUAUUGGAAAUAAGAUAGACGAUCGAGUGUUCACUUCCUAAGGAUGUAUGGAGCUGUCGGCAAAUCAUUAAUCUCUCUUUAAACCACGGUGACAAUAUUUACAUUUAAGAUCAAGAUGAUGAUUAUCUGAAGAACUCCCCUGGAAGCUCUUCCCACAACUGGAAAAACACAGCAGCAGCCAGUUAACAGAGGCACAUCCCAGGCCAGAAUAACUGCCUGACAGUCCACGGGGCCAGGAGUCUACAGGGUGUUGGCAUGGGGAGCUGCGUCUUCCGGCAGAGGCUGGAGGGCUGCUGUUGGCAGAGUAGAUGGAGCCGCCCGGGGCACAGAGUUCAGUCCCAACCUUGCAGGAAUGUGGUUCUCACAAACCAGCUGGAGAAAAGCAUUUCUGAAAAGAACUGUUUUGAGUUAUUUAAAAAAAAAAAAAAAAUUGUGGGCCAGGCAC